GGCCCCAUCCUCUGUUGCACUCGAAGUGUCGCAAUUGUGUCAUUCACGUACCUUGAUGGAUCCCGCUGUUGUGAAAGCAGUUGAAAAAGAUAUUGUCCACACCUCGAUUGUAGCACGUAGCCCAGAUGCAUCGUCAGCCACAACCACAAUGGAAGCACACUCCCAACCCGAAAUGAUAUUCACGGAUCUGGAGAAAGGCAUCGUCAAGACGGAGACGGCUGUAGUCCCCAACAACCUAGUGCAUGAACAGAAACCCAGAAGAACCCUCAAGAGCCUCGCUUGGCUAUACUUCGACUACGCCUGGUAUGUCGCUCUGACUCCUUACCGUCAGCUAUGGACUCUCGUCGUAUGCGCCAAUCUGAGCGCCAUCCUCGCCGUCGUCGCUUGUUCAGACAAACACCUGCCGUCCAUGACAAGUGCCGCCAAUGCUGCCGUGGCCAACCUGCUCAUGGCCGUGUUGGUUCGCCAAGAUUACAUGAAGAACGUCAUGUAUCACACCUGUUGGUCAAUUCCGCACUCGGCACCAUUGUGGCUCCGCAGGCGACUCGCUCUGGUAUACGAGAACGGCGGAGUACAUAGUGGAGCCGCAGUGAGCACCCUGAUGUGGUUCGUCGUCUUUACCGGCUCGCUGUGGACGAGCUACGCUGGCGGCAACUUCAGCGAUGUCGGCGUACUGCUCCUCGAUUUACUGUUAGCCAUACUCCUCUCCUCAAUCGUCGUGACAGCGAUACCUCAAGUCCGUCGCAGGUACCACGACCUCUUCGAGAACGCCCAUCGUUGGGCAGGCUGGUUCGGCAUUGCCCUGUUCUGGGUGUCACUUGUCCUUCUCGCACGAGACCAAGCCCGAGCCUCAGCAUCCGGACUCACCAUCGGUCAAAGCUUGGUCCAGCUACCAGCUUUCUGGCUGCUAAUCAUCAUCUCUUGCCACGCCAUCUACCCCUGGCUACUCCUCCGCAAGGUCGCCGUCGUACGCGCCGAGCGCUUGACCGACCAUGCCAUACGCAUAUACUACGAUCCACGUGAGCGCAUUCCCGCGUUACAUGGUGUAGCCAUUUCCGACGCACCGCUUUACGAAUGGCAUGGCUUCGCUGCCAUACCGCCGCUGCAGGAGAGCGACAAAGGCGCUUUUUCUUCCAUCAUCUCACGAGCCGGCGACUGGACAGCCAAGACCAUCGAGUCGCCCAGACCUUACUACUAUAUGCGCGGGAUUCAUGCCACCGGUGUUCUUGCAAUGGCACAAGUCUUCCGCCGCGUCGUGGUCAUGGCUACUGGGAGUGGUAUUGGACCGUGCCUGGCGCUCUUCGGCGCCGGAACCGUAACCAAGACCAAGAUACACAUCAUCUGGUCGGCACCGAGUCCAAGAACGGUGUUCGGUGAUCCAAUCUAUGAUGCGGUGCUGCGAAAGGAUCCGGAAGCUACAAUCUGGGACACGCGCAAGGACGGGCGAAGGCCGGACAUGGUUGAGCUGGCGGAGGACAUGUACCAUGCCGUUAACGCUGAGGCGGUGUUCUUCAUAAGCAACCGCGACCUCACUCGGAAAGUCAUCGCUGAGCUGCGGAGGAGGCGGGUGGCGGCUUAUGCUCCUAUCUUUGACUCGUGAAGGCCCAGAAAAGCCGGUAGACAAGGAUAAGGCAUCCUAGUCACAGACAGUUCUCUCGAAGCGCUGAUUGAUGUGCAAUAUGUCAAGUUGUGCGUGGCGCUCAGCAAGGAGACUGAGCAAGUUUGUCGCGCUCUAGUGACAUCGUCCCUGUAGAUUCCCCAAGACCAAUCAGCCAUUCUUGGCCUGCC
Baudoinia panamericana UAMH 10762 is the source of this 1788-nucleotide messenger RNA. RefSeq lists its product as uncharacterized. The coding region runs from base 56 to 1600 and encodes 514 amino acids. The record is from RefSeq and is a predicted model, not a curated record. The transcript has a single exon. NCBI's taxonomy places the organism in Eukaryota, Fungi, Ascomycota, Dothideomycetes, Mycosphaerellales, Teratosphaeriaceae.